CGUUUGCUGUAGUUGAGAGAACAUAAACCCACCACUCUGUUAUAACCGAGUUUUAUGUAAAGGGAGUCACAAGAGAGAGAACGAUCGACGAUUCUUUUAUGGGCAUCGAACAGAAGCAGUCAUCCCAGCCGCUGGUCGCGUUUAAUAAUCUAAUAUAAUAAAUUAAAAUUGAUACCAUUGUCAGCAUUGAAGAUUGUAAAGUGAAAAAACUGAAUUCGAAGUAAUUGUAGAUAAUAAAUAGACCAUCCAUGAAGUGCACCUUUUAGAGUUAUAAUUUUCAAAUUGGUGGAAAAACCCCAGAGCAUCUUUGCUCAUCUUUGACAAUAUAAAUUGUCACAACAUUUUGGUGGCCCAUGAGGGGACCCAUCCAAUCACGCCUUCUGGAAUAAUUAUCUACUAAUCUGUUUUCGAAUUAAUUAAUCAGUUUGGAUCUAAACUUUGUGAAAUCUGGCACAUGGUUAUAAAUUUUCCAUUCGCAACUACAUAUAACCAGCAAACGGCAGCACAUGUAUAAGUGCUGUUACACUAUCGUCCCAUACGCUUUACCCUCCAACUGCGCUGCCCUGCCGAUCCAUCGCUUUGCCGAAGUCAACGUGGGUUAAUUUAGAUGCUGGAGAGAAGCUGUUUCGCUGCCGAAAUCUAUCACGUCGCAUCCCCCACACCUUUUCGUCAAACCUGGAGCGACUUCACUUGGACUUCCAGACUUUUCGUUCAAUUUCGUUACGUCACAACUUGAAAGGGUGUAUAAGAGUAAUACAAUCAAAGCUGAAACAUGGCAGCAGAUAAAGACCAGGAGCAGGGGCAGGCAUCCAGCGAUGCCAGCCUAUCAAACCUACAUAUACUUCAAGCUGAUAUUUUUGAACGUGUUAAACAACUUUAUCAAAAUUUUAAAAAGGAUAGUCAGUCAAGAAAAACUAAAAUCUAUUUUCAAACUCGUAUAAAUAAACUUGAAAAUUUCUCAAAGGAAUUCGACACCAAUCAUCAAACUCUUUUAUUGAACGGUUGCUCACCUGAACAUGAAUAUUUUACCUCUCAACUAGCAGCAAGGUUUGAAGAGUCUUACUUAACAUAUUAUUGCGAGAUUGGAGACGCCUUCGAGACCCGGUUUCCAACAGUUCCCAGCGACGCUACUCCUAGCCAUUCUAAUUCAACGAUGCACAACACCACCAUGCUACAAGCGCCUGGCUCUACAGUUCAACUACCAAAAUUACCAGUACCUAGUUAUUCUGGCAAGCUGACUGAAUGGCCAGCCUUUCAUGAUGUCUUUCAACAACUUAUUCACGAUAAUGGUGCACUUUCCAGCAUACAAAAAUUCCACUUUCUGAAGCAAGCACUCCCAGCGGACCGAGAUCAAGACGUGCAUCAAAUGGACUUGACUGAAGCGAAUUAUCUCGUCGCCUGGAGUCUCAUUGUUACGCGUUAUAAUAAUCCCCGAUUGUUAUUCAUGCAUCAUAUGAAUACCCUAUAUGAGUUGCCAUCAAUUUCCAAAGAAAGUUCAGCCGAACUAAAACAUAUGUUAAACGUUGCCAACGUUUGCAUCAAUGAGUUCAAACGCCUCAACAUUGCAAUUGCCAAUUGCGAUCAUUGGAUUGUGCAUCAUCUCACCACUAAGCUGCCAUCGCAAACUAUCCAAGCCUGGGAACACAGUCUUGGGAGUACAAAGGAAAUCCCAACCUUUUUCACUUUGGAAUCAUUUCUCAACAACCGACUUUUUAGCAUCGAUAUAAUUGAAGGUCGCAAGGUUCCACCUCCACCACGGCAACCACAAGGAGUCAACGGCUUCCAACGAAACGUCAUCAAACAUUCAGGCAACGCACAAACCAGGAUCAGUAGCUGCCAUACUUCAGGGGUUACUACCAACUCUGUUCGCUGCGCUCAUUGCAAUGACCAACACAUCUUACGUCGUUGUCCAGACUUUUUAGCAAAGGAUUCUUUCGCUCGCAAACUUAUUGUUGACCGCAGUAAGGUAUGUCUCAAUUGCCUCAGCCCCACCCAUUCUCUGUCAAAAUGUAACAGCAGCAAAAACUGUUUACAAUGUGGACAACGCCAUCACACUCUCUUACAUUUCCCAACCCAGGUAAAGGCUAGUGAUGUCGCGCAGUCUGCAGGAAACAUAACUAGUCUCAACUCACAGGGUCUGACAGCAUCUAGCAACACCACACAGCUCAUCAGCGCGUCAGCCUCACAUUCAACACCUCAUACGAUGAUUCUCGCAACUGCUCUGGUUCGUCUUCAUAGUAAUGCCACAGGUCAGUCAGCGGUGGUCCGAGCCCUUAUCGAUCAUGGAUCAGAAGGUACCCUUGUUACGGAAACUGUAGUCCAAGCGCUAGGGCUUCCCCGAUUUCCAGUCUCAGCAGAAAUAUCAGGGGUAGGAGGGAAUUCCACCAACAGGUGCAAAUAUCGCACCGAAUGUACUUUAAGCUCAACUACUAAUUCAGGAUUCAAGAUGUGGGUGGAAAAUGCCUUCGUUUUGCGUACCCUGACUUCUCCUUUACCAAGGACGAAUCUAACUCUACCAACGUGUCCACAUUUAACUGGGUUGGAGCUCGCCGACCCAAAUUUUAUGCACACUAAUAGCAUAGAUGUGCUCCUCGGCGUGGACACCAUUCCACAAUUUAUGAUGAGUGGAAUCAGGAGAGGAUCUUACGAUCAACCAAUUGCCCAAUGCACGCAACUUGGUUGGAUCAUUUUUGGCAGAAUUACGCCAAAACAGACACACACGAUAUCCAUACAAUGUCAUCAUUCUAAUCUGGAAACUCUAGUUCAAAAAUUCUUCGAAUUGGAAGCAGUAAGUACAACCCGUCUCUACACUGCGGAAGAACAAUGGUGCGAAGACCACUUUAAACGCACUCAUAUACGCCAACCAAAUGGAAAGUACAUGGUGCGCCUACCAUUUAAAACCUUAUUUGAUCCUAACCAAACCAUAGGAAAAUCAAAACAAACUGCCCUAAAUCGGUUUCAUUUUUUACAGCGAAAAUUCCAAAAGAAACCAGAUCUGUAUGAACAAUACUCAAAGGUCAUGGAGGAAUACUUCGAGCUGCACCAAAUAACUGAAGCCAUCACCUCAGAAGAACAGCAUCGCCUGGCGGACAAAGGAGGCUCAAUCAGUUAUACUGCAUGCACAUUACCCCAUCAUGCAGUUCUGAAGGCGGACAGCAGCACCACAAAACUUCGAGUUGUGUACGACGCCUCAUGCAAGACAUCAAAUGGAAAAUCGCUCAACGACAUUCUCUGUAUAGGCCCAGCCUUACAAAACGACCUUGGUGGGGUCAUUCUCAAUUGGCGAUUUUUACAAUAUGUCUUUGCGGCCGAUAUUCAGAAAAUGUAUCGUUGCAUCGAUGUACACCCGGAGGAUACACACUUCCAACGGAUUAUUUGGCAAAGGGAAAACAAUGCUAUAAAGGAUUAUUGUUUAACAACUGUGACGUUUGGAACAGCAUCAGCCCCGUACACAGCCAUUCGCAUCAUGCAUCAGAUCGCUCAGGAUGAACGAGAUCAAUUUCCAUUAGCAGAACAUGUUUUACGAAAAGAAAUAUAUGUGGAUGAUUUGCAAAGUGGACAUGAGACAAUUAAGGGAGCCCUUCAAGUUCGAGAUGAUGUCAUCGGGGCACUUCAAUCAGCUGGUAUGGAGCUUCGAAAAUGGGCAGCAAAUCAUCCCAGUCUUUUGAACUCUAUUCCUCCUGAGCACAUGUCCAAUUCCAAAAUUUUGGAAAUCGAAAACCAAGAGUCCAUUAAAACUUUGGGGCUAUAUUGGCACCCCAAGGAAGACUUUUAUGGUUUCAAAUUAAAAUUUACAAUUGAUGAAAUUUUCACUAAACGAUCAAUUCUUGCUACAGUUGCACGUCUGUACGAUCCUUUAGGUUUCGUUGCUCCAGUCAUAAUCAUCGCCAAGGUUAUUCUCAAAGAAGUCUGGAGCAUACGUAUUCAACAGGCUGAUGGCACUCCAGCAGGAUUAGCUUGGGACGCAACGGUACCGCCAGUAAUUCAGCACAAGUGGAAAGAAUACUGCACCAAUUUACUUAAAAUUGAAUCACUGAGAAUACCCCGAUGGUUACAGUAUUUACCCAGCACCAUCGCAUCCUUGCAGCUGCAUAUCUUUUGUGAUGGCUCUUCUAUGGCAUACGCAGCGUGUGCCUAUGUGCGGGUCCAACAUACAAAUAACUCGGUAUACACGCAUCUCAUAGCUGCAAAGAGUCGAGUCACACCCACAAAGCCGUUGACAAUUCCUAGAGUGGAACUAUGUGGAGCUGUACUCGCCGCACAACUGGGUGACUGGCUCUGCAAGCAAAUAGAUCAACCAACGCAUCCCAUUUCGACCUAUUUCUGGAGCGACGCAACGAUCGUUCUUUAUUGGAUUGCGGGGGAUCCCUUACAUUGGAAAACAUUCGUAGCGAAUCGUGUAGGACGAAUUUUGGAGUCCAGUUCUGCAUCUCAAUGGAGACAUGUGCCCACCGGAGAUAACCCUGCAGACUGCGCGACGCGUGGUCUCUAUCCAGAUCAAUUAGCUGCCUAUGAUUUAUGGUGGCAGGGGCCUUCUUGGCUACGACUACCAGAAUCUCAAUGGCCUAGCAAAAUCUUUGACAUUCCUGAUAGCACCAAUCUCUCGUGUGAGCAAAAAUCGCUUUCUCUACAAACCCACAGCUGCGUUGAGAGAAAUCCAAACUCUUUACUCACGUCGUUUUCAUCUUACAACAAACUUCUGUUUAUAAUGGCUUACGUACGACGCUUUAUUCACAAUUCACAAACGCGCGUGGACUCUCGACAGAGAGGUCCAGUUACCGCCCAGGAGUUUCAGCAGGCACUAGGGCACAUUGUCCGACUAGUGCAACAUGAAACGUUUAAGGUGGAGAUUCAAAAAAUAAAGACAAAAACACAUUUAUCUAGAUCGAACAAAUUAAGUCAACUUUCCCCAUUUCUAGAUAACGAAGGAGUGCUGCGUGUCCGAGGGAGAUUGAAAAAUGCAUUGCACCUAUCGCCGCAUCAACGCACACCGAUCAUUUUGCCAAAGGAUCAUCAUUUUACCGAACUUGUCAUUCGUAAUGCUCAUCUCAACACAUUACAUGGCGGGAUAUCACUUACACUGGCAGUGACAAGGCAAACGUUUUGGAUUCUUAAUGGGAAACAGGCAGUUAAAAAGAUUCUGCACAAAUGUGUUGACUGCUUCAAGCACAGACCGAAGGCAGUCACGCAGCUCAUGGGAGACCUUCCCUUACAUCGAGUGAACCCACCAAAGCGAGCCUUUGAAGCCACAGGCGUGGACUAUACCGGUGCGCUAGAAAUCAAAGCGUCAAAGUUUCGUGGACACCACAAAUACAAGGCAUAUAUUGCAGUUUUUAUAUGCUUGGCGACAAAGGCAGUCCACUUGGAAGCUGUUACCGGAUUGUCUUCUCAGGAUUUUUUGUGGGCUCUACAACGUUUUAUUGGCAGACGUGGAUACUGCCAACACAUCUACAGCGAUUGCGGUACCAAUUUCAUUGGAGCAGAUAAAUCCCUAAACCUUUGGCAUGAAGAGUUUCGACAAAGCGUUAUCGCAACGGUUAUUCCAAAAUUAACCGCUCAGCAGAUUCAAUGGCAUUUCAAUCCGCCACACAGCCCAAACUUCGGUGGAUUAUGGGAGGCGAAUGUUAAAGCGGUUAAGACACACUUACAUCGCACGUGUAAAGGGGCGCUCAUGACCUACGAACAACUCUCAACUAUUUUGGUUCAAAUCGAAGCCUGUUUGAACUCUCGCCCACUUUGCCCGUUGAGCUCGGAUAUGGAGGAUUUAGCAGUACUGACACCGGCCCAUUUCUUAAUUGGCGAUUCCAUGAUGGCGCUACCUAAUCCAUCAGCUUCGGAUAAAUCGUUAAACGCACAAUUCUUGGAAGGACAAAGACUGCUUCGAACCUUUUGGCAUCGUUGGAGCUCGGAUUGGCUUUCACACUUACAAUCUCGUCCAAAAUGGCAGCGGGUUGAGGAAAACUUGCGUUUACACGACAUAGUUAUUAUUAAAGAUGAUCGGCUUCCGCCAAAUGAAUGGAAGCUCGGUCGCAUAGUCGAAUUACAUCCAGGAUCUGAUAAUCUCAUUCGAGUCGCAUCUAUUAAGACGGCAUCCGGAAUUUAUAAACGCUCUUUGUCGAAAAUCUGUCCAUUGCCAUUAGCUACUUAUUCAGAGGCUACGGAAUAAACAUUAAUUACGUACAUACUUUGUCCACCUCUACAUAUCGUAAUGACACUUAUUUCUUUACAGCAAAGUGCAGAAAUUUGGUUUAAAUACUGGACUCAGUAUUUGGGGGCGGCAUGUUCGGACGUUUGCUGUAGUUGAGAGAACAUAAACCCACCACUCUGUUAUAACCGAGUUUUAUGUAAAGGGAGUCACAAGAGAGAGAACGAUCGACGAUUCUUUUAUGGGCAUCGAACAGAAGCAGUCAUCCCAGCCGCUGGUCGCGUUUAAUAAUCUAAUAUAAUAAAUUAAAAUUGAUACCAUUGUCAGCAUUGAAGAUUGUAAAGUGAAAAAACUGAAUUCGAAGUAAUUGUAGAUAAUAAAUAGACCAUCCAUGAAGUGCACCUUUUAGAGUUAUAAUUUUCAAAUUGGUGGAAAAACCCCAGAGCAUCUUUGCUCAUCUUUGACAAUAUAAAU
This is a messenger RNA of Drosophila takahashii, 6619 nucleotides long. RefSeq lists its product as uncharacterized. Gene Ontology annotation, biological process: DNA integration. Gene Ontology annotation, molecular function: nucleic acid binding. The record is from RefSeq and is a predicted model, not a curated record. NCBI's taxonomy places the organism in Eukaryota, Metazoa, Arthropoda, Insecta, Diptera, Drosophilidae.